AUGGAUGUUGAUUGGGAUUUGCAUGCGGUAGUCAGAGGCUGCGCCGCCGUCGCGACAACAGGCACCAUUGGUUCUGCAACCUUUUAUUUUAUGGCGGAUAUGUGCCCUCGGUCUUGCUUUUCUUCGUUUGGUGGUCAAGAAGCUUUUCAGGGUCAUGCUUUGUCUACUCCAAACCAGUUCGAAGCUAGAAAUUCCAUGGAAGAUUUGCAUGAACUAUACAAAUCUUUCUUCCCCAAAUCUCAGCCGCUUUCACCGCAAAUCACGAUUUUAUCUUUGCUUUCUUCUAUCGACUCGUCCAAAGAACAACAACAACCAAAGCAUUCUAACGCUGGCUCUGUUACUGGCGUUAUUACGGCAGCCAGUAACAAUUCUGCAACUGCCAAUUCUAAUAAUUUUCGAUCUAAAAGAAGAAAGAACCAGCUAAAAAAGGUUUGCGAAGUCCCUGCUGAAGGGCUCUCUUCAGAUGUGUGGGCAUGGAGAAAAUAUGGUCAGAAACCCAUCAAAGGCUCUCCAUAUCCAAGGGGCUAUUACAAAUGCAGCACUUCAAAGGGAUGUUUGGCCAGAAAACAAGUGGAACGAAACAGAUCCGACCCGUCCAUGUUCAUAGUCACAUACACAGCUGAACAUAACCACCCUGCUCCGGCGCACCGCAAUUCACUCGCCCGCAGCAUUCGUCAGAAGCCUUUGAACCCACAAACUGUCACUGCCGGUAAUUCCAUCAAACCGUCAUCAGCCAAACCUUCCAGCAGCUCGUCUCCGGCGACCUCCGUGGAUGAAGAGCUUGUGGAUCAAAGUAGUACAAAGGUGGGGAGCAGAGAGGAUUUGGUUUAAGAUGAAGGGGAAGAUGAUUUUGUGAUGUCGGACACAGCAGUGAGCGAUGAUUUCUUCGACGGUUUAAAAGGACUCGCUGA
Molecule: messenger RNA, 911 nt
Organism: Hibiscus syriacus
Lineage: Eukaryota; Viridiplantae; Streptophyta; Magnoliopsida; Malvales; Malvaceae
Product: WRKY transcription factor 22-like
Exons: 3
Coding region: 1-831 (276 amino acids)
Biological process (GO): regulation of DNA-templated transcription
Cellular component (GO): nucleus
Molecular function (GO): transcription cis-regulatory region binding; DNA-binding transcription factor activity
Source: RefSeq, a predicted model, not a curated record